CGACACUUCCAGCAACGACCUUGAACCAACUCAACGGUAAAAUACGUAAAAUACAACAGACACAAUGAGUUCUAAAAGAAAGUUCGCCGACUAUGAAGGCGACUCCGCCGACAAAGAAAAGCCUCGCGAGCGCAUCCCAGGAUACCAUGUACCCAACAAGAAGGCCAGGAAGAAGAAUCCGAAGAAGGGUAAAGUGAAGCCGAGUAGCAUAAACUGGGUCAAGAAGCGAGCGCGAACAAUCGAGAGGCGAUUCAAAACGGGUCAAAAUAUGCCUGCGAAUAUUCAGAAUGAUCUAGAGAGAGAGUUGGCGCAUCAUCAGCAAAAGAUUGAAGAAAUUGCCGACGAGAAGAGGAGGAAACAGAUGAUCAAGAAGUACCACAUGGUUCGCUUUUUUGAGAGGAAGAAGGCAGACCGACUCGCGAAGCAAAUUAAAUCCCAGCUCAAGAGAGCUACAGACGAGAAAGAAAUCGAAAAGCUGCAAGCGGAUUUGCACAAGGCCGAGAUCGAUAGUAUCUAUACGAGGUUUUUCCCGCACCGAGAGCGCUAUAUCAGUUUAUACCCCGUGGCAUCAUUAGGCCUCUCGUCGAAUGGUGAUGAUGAGAAGCCAGAAGAUGCCAGUUCUGCAGCACAAGCUCUACACUCCGAACGACCGCCGUUAUGGAGGCUCAUAGAGAAGACAUAUGAGAAGGGUAUUCCGGAAUUAAUCAAAAUAAGAGAGCGCAAGUUGGAAAAGGAACCGAAGAGCAAGCGCUCCAACGAAAAACCCUCAAAGGAACCCAUUUCUACGAAACCUAGCAAUUCCAAAGCGAAAAGUUCGGACACGCCAGCUUCUACAAGCACUCAAAAUGAAAAUAGAAAAGCUCGGCGAGCUAAGCAAAGGGCUGCUGCGGAUUCGGAUAACGAUAGUGAGGGUGGCUUCUUCGAGGAGGAAUAAAGGGGAUCUCGGAGCGAGGCAAAUUAUCAUGAUACCCAAUUAUAAAAUAGCAACCAAAUCCAUGAGACAGUGAACGUCGUAAUUGAAGGUUUUACUCAGGACGACCUGGAGGUAUCCUUGCGGCCUGAGUGACUACAUAUAUGACUGUACUCAACCCCCUUGCCUGGUAUACGUGCCAUGGGUGCACUGCGAAUUUGACACAUACUUCCUCAUUAUUCAUAAGGCCCAGUAAUAGAAAAAUAAGAAUAAAAAUAUGAAGCCAACAUGAGGC
This is a messenger RNA of Hypoxylon trugodes, 1205 nucleotides long. RefSeq lists its product as uncharacterized. The coding region runs from base 65 to 934 and encodes 289 amino acids. The transcript is spliced from 2 exons. Gene Ontology annotation, biological process: maturation of SSU-rRNA from tricistronic rRNA transcript (SSU-rRNA, 5.8S rRNA, LSU-rRNA). Lineage: Eukaryota; Fungi; Ascomycota; Sordariomycetes; Xylariales; Hypoxylaceae. The record is from RefSeq and is a predicted model, not a curated record. Gene Ontology annotation, cellular component: nucleolus; preribosome, small subunit precursor.